Molecule: messenger RNA, 1150 nt
Organism: Cornus florida
Lineage: Eukaryota; Viridiplantae; Streptophyta; Magnoliopsida; Cornales; Cornaceae
Exons: 7
Coding region: 147-887 (246 amino acids)
Source: RefSeq, a predicted model, not a curated record
CGCAGCGCAGCCGUUCACCUUCUUUAGGUUACUCUCUCUCUCUCAAGCCCAUGUAUGUGUAUGUGUGUAUAUCUUUUUGGUGAUAUAUUUGCAGCUUAUUAUUGAAACAACAGCAGUGUUUUGUUUGUCCCAGUUGAUCUAAAAAAAUGAUAAAAAGGCGAUUCUAUAAGCUAGAACAUGGCGAUGCAGAUAAACACUCAGAUUCUUCUUCAUCUUCUUCGGAUUCCGAAGUAGAGGCAGAAGAAACAGAAGCAGAUGAUGAUGUAGUUGCUGAAGUGAGGGCAAAGGAUGAAGCUUGCUCUACUUCUUCUGGGUAUGUGAGUGAGGAUGGCUCAGCAAAGGAAGUUGAUGUUGACUCAUCAGGUUUACUGAAAAAUGAUGAUGACAGUGGAAGUGGAGAUGACAGAACAAACAUUAAUAGAAGUCCAUCUGCUAAAAAGGAUGCUGAACCAUUUAAGAUGCAGUCUGAUAUUGUGGCCGAAAAGGAUUCAGUCCCAUCUGAUGAUGCAGGCUGUAUCUUGAAAUGUAAAUCAGUUUUUAGGUGCAAGCUGUGCCCAAGAAUUGUCUGCUUGACCGAGGAAAGCUUAAAGGCUCAUCUCAAAUCUAAGAGACACGCCCGAUCUGAAAAACUACUGAGUGAAGGGAGGCUUAAGCACAUGCUCAACAGUGAUGGGGAUACUGACGGAGAGACUCAUGCAGAGAGGCAUGCUCGAAUUAUGGCUCCUGCACAGAAUUCGGUAAUUUCAAAAAGGAAAAACAAAGGGCGGCAGAGACAGAGAGAGAGGAAGAGGUUAAAGAAGCAGAAUAUGGGAGAAGAUUCGGAUACAGGGAAAGCAGGACAAUUAACAAAGAACCCAGCCAAGAGAAGGCGUAAAAGUGAGAAUUGAAGAAUAUUACAGCUUGCUUGCUUCUGUGCGAGCUCGGACGGGAAACUGUAAAAUGAAACAGAGAAAUAGCAUUUAAAUUUAUGCGGAGUUGUGGCAUUUUAUGUUUUUUUUGGCAAGUAGUGUUUUCGGCUUGAACGCGAAGGGUUCGCAAAAAAAAUAAAAAAAUGUUCAGUUUUGUCAACUCUGGAAUUGUAUCCUCCCCUCUAAUGCUUAGGGACAAUUGGAUUUUUGGCAAUGCAAUUCUGGGAUUUUUGUUUUUUGCC